AAAAUCAGAGAAGCAGAGGAGAACACAAGAGGAUAUACAGAGGAGGGACAGGGAAGCAGAGGAGAACAAGAAGAGGCUGGAGCAGGCACAGCAAGAUGUUAAAAUAAAAGACAGCAAAAUCCAGACAAGGGACAAACUCAUACAGGACAGAGACAAGAAGAUAGAGACUACAAAGACAUUACUGGAUGCAAAAGAUUUACAGAUCAAAAAAGUAGAGAAUGAUCUCAAAGAGAAGAAUACCCUUCUAAAAGCUAGAAAUGAGGAGAUGGAGAGACUGACUCAACAGCUAGAGGAGAAAAGAAAAGAGAUAGAGGGUUUACAAGAACAACUAGAAAAGAAGACUAAAAAGGUGGAGGAGAGAGUGAUACAUCUAGACAGAAUGAAAGGACAUGGAGAUGGUGGAGGCUUCCACUCUGACUCAGAGGCCAUAAGAGCUACCAAGCAAGUCUUUGACUACAGAUCUGACUCCAGCUCUUCAAGACCACAACCAAGACCAUACGAGCAACACCCACGACCUGUCAGGAAUGCACAAAGCUAUGACUUUCUUCCACCUCAGAUGACAGGAGAGAGUCCUGGUCCAACUCUCCCAGUGUCUCCUGCUGUGUCUGAGCUGAGGCUGGUGCUGCUGGGGGGGAGUGCAGCUGGGAAGAGGGCAGCAGGAAACACCAUCCUGGGCACAGAGGAGUUUGGGAGGCAGGCCAGCACACACACAUCCACAGACACCCAGCACAGUGAGAGCAGACAUGGCGAGAUGGCUGGGAGACGGGUGACUGUGGUGGACACUCCAGACUGGUUCUGCAGUGGACUCUCUGAGAAGGACAUGAGGCAGGACGUGGGGCUUUGUGUCCGUCUGUCUGCCCCAGGACCUCACGCCUUCCUCCUGGUGGUUCCAGUGGAGCCGUCUGAAGGGGAGGAGAGGAGGAUGCUGGAGAAGAUGGAGGACAUUUUUGGGGAGGGAUGUUGGAGACACACACUGAUCCUCUUCACCCAUGCUGAGGGGCGGGAAGAGAGGAGUGUGGAGGAGUUGCUCCAAACAGGGAGCCAGGAGCUCCAGCAGCUGGUAGAGAAAUGUGGGAACAGAUAUCACCUUCUCAACAUUGGCGACAGACCUGAUGACACUGAGAUCACACAGCUGCUAGAGAAGAUAGAAGAGAUGGUGACAGGAAACGGAAAUACAUUCUACAGCAGUAAGACCUACCAGGAGGCAGAGAGAAAACUCAGAGAAAUAGAGAGAAGGAUUCAAAGUGAACGGAAGGUAGGAGAUAAGAAACCAUUGGAGAAAGUAGAGAGGAUAGGAGAGCAUGAUAAAACUGUGCAGGAUUCUCUGAAAAAGAUGGAAGGAGAGAUACAGCAGCAUGAAGGAGAAAUAAGAAUGUUAGAUAAGAGAACAACAGAGAUAGAGAGGAAAAUGAAAGAAGAGAGGGACGAGCAAAAAAGGAAUGAAUUGGAGAGGGAAUUAAGGAGAGAAAGUAGAUUAAGAGAGGAUAUAGAGAAAAAGCUGAAGAGAGCAAGAGAAAAGAGAGACAGAGAAAGAAGAGUGACUGACAUGAGGCACAGAGAGGAGAUGAAGGAUAUGAGAGAGCUCUAUGAGAGAGAGGCCAGGGUUGAAGUAGAGAAAAGCCUCAUGAAGAUCAUUCUACAUGAGCUACAGAGAAACAUCAGCAUCACCAAGGAGAUCCAGGGCUUCAACAGAGACGUACAGGGCAACAUCGGAAUGAGCAAGGAGAAGAUGGAGGGGCAGUUAAGAGUACAAUUUGAGCAGAAAGACAGAGAGAUUAAAACCCUCCGCCAAACACUUAAGGAGAAAGAGAUUGAGAUGGCUAAAAUGAGGCAGCCAAAAAGCAAGGGAGACCAAAAAUUAGAGGCACAUUUAUCCAUGGCACAACAAAGAGAGAAGGACAGGGAGAUAGAGAGAUUGCAGCAGACAUUGGAGGAGAAAGAGAGAGAAAUAGCACGAAUGAAGCUAAAACAGGGAGGAGACGGGGGGCAGGCAGAGAAUGAGCGUUUGAGACAGAUUAUGGUGAAAAUUAACCGGGAGAUGGAGAAACAGAAACUGGAGAUAAACAAUCUGACUAAAACACAUUCUCUGCUCAGUCAUAGCCAGUCUCUUCUUAAAGAGUUAUGUGGAGACAAGUGA
Engraulis encrasicolus (European anchovy) is the source of this 2137-nucleotide messenger RNA. RefSeq names its product interaptin-like. The transcript has 3 exons. Gene Ontology annotation, molecular function: GTP binding. The annotation marks the transcript as partial. NCBI's taxonomy places the organism in Eukaryota, Metazoa, Chordata, Actinopteri, Clupeiformes, Engraulidae. The record is from RefSeq and is a predicted model, not a curated record.